AUGACCGUGAAGAACCGCUACCCGCUACCCCUCAUCCAAGAGCUUCUCCAUAAGCUCAAAGGUGCCCGCUACUUCACCAAAUUGGACGUUUGCUGGGGAUACAACAACGUGCACAUUAAGGAGGGUGACAAGUGGAAGGCCACAUUCCGCAUCAAUAUGGGACUCUUCGAACCAACUGUCAUGUUCUUUGGCCUCACCAACUCGCCCGCCACGUUCCAAGCCAUGAUGAAUGAGCUGUUCCGCGACCUCAUCCACGAAGGCGUCGCUGUUGUCUAUCUCGACAACAUUCUCAUCUUCACCAAGACACUCGAGGAACAUUGUCGCGUGACACAUGAGGUCUUACGCAUACUACGGGAAAACAAGCUUUAUCUCAAGCCUGAGAAGUGCGAGUUCGAACAGACCAAGAUCCAAUACCUUGGCAUGAUCGUUGAGGAGGGACACGUUCGCAUGGAUCCUGCCAAGGUCAAAGCUGUCGCCAAAUGGGCUGUUCCAAUGCGCAAGAAAGAGCUGCAGUCAUUCUUAGGAUUCUGUAACUUCUACCGCCGCUUCAUCAAGGACUUCAGCCACAUCGCUCGCCCGCUCCAUCGCCUUACCGGAGACGUCCCUUGGGAAUGGGGCGUUGAACAACAGCUUGCAUUUGAGGAACUCAAGCUACGCAUUACAUCCGAACCCGUGCUCGUCAUCCCAGUCGGCGACUCCCCGUUUAGAGUCGAGGCCGAUGCCUCUGACUUUGCAAUGGGUGCAGUGCUCUCGCAGAAGGCCGCUGAUGGCAAAUGGCACCCGAUCGCGUAUUUCUCAAAGUCGCUUAGCAAAGCCGAACACAACUAUGAGAUCUACGACAAAGAGCUCCUGGCCAUCAUGCUUGCUCUUGAGGAAUGGUGCCAGUACCUCUUGGGUGCCCGUCACACAUUCGAAAUCUGA
Molecule: messenger RNA, 921 nt
Organism: Peniophora sp. CBMAI 1063
Lineage: Eukaryota; Fungi; Basidiomycota; Agaricomycetes; Russulales; Peniophoraceae
Source: the annotation of a GenBank genome assembly